UGGCUCCCGGUCCCGCCCGGAGGCUCUGCCCGGUCGUACCGGCGCUGUCCCGGUGCGUGCCGGGCUGUCCCGGCGGUGCCGGUGGGGCCCGGUCCGGCCCGGAUGGUGCUGCCCGGGGCCCGAGCCGCGCCGUGAGCCCCGAGCGCUCCGCAUGGACCCCCGCGGGAUGCGGCCCGGGCCGCCGCUGCUGCUGCUCGGCUUCCUGCUCGCCGUGACCGGCGGUGGCCGCGUGGAGGUGCCGCGCAGCGUGACGGCCGUGCUGGGGCAGGACGUGGUGCUGCCGUGCCGGUACCGGGCGCAGGAGCAGGAGCAGGUGGUGCAGGUGACGUGGCUGAAGCGCGGCCCGGGCGCGGUGCCCGCCGAGGUGGCCGUGCUGAACCCGCAGCACGGCGAGCACGUGCAGGAGCCCUUCGCCGGCCGCGUGCUGCGCCACGGCCACGGCGACCUGGGCGACGGCGCCAUCGUCCUGCGCAACGCCGUGCAGGGCGACGAGGGCGACUACGAGUGCCACCUGAUCACCUUCCCCAUGGGCAGCUUCGAGGGGCGCCUGACGCUCCGGGUGCUGGUGCCCCCGCUGCCCAUCCUGAACCCGGGCCCGCCGCUGGAGGAGGGCCAGGGCCGGACGCUGGCGGCCUCGUGCACGGCCGAGGGCAGCCCGGUGCCCUCGGUGCGCUGGGAGACCGAGGUGCGCGGCACCAACGCCACGCGGCGCUCGGCCCACGCGCGCUCGGCCUCCGUCACCAGCGAGUUCUUCCUGGUGCCCGGGCGCAGCAUGAACGGCAAGAGCCUCACCUGCGUGGUGGCACACCCCGGCCUGCGCCACGAGAAGAGGAUCACGCACCUGCUCAGCGUCGCCUACCUGUCGGACGCGUCGGUGCUGGGCCACACGGCCGAGUGGCAGGAGGGGAUGGAGGGGGCGGCGCUGACCUGCCUGGGGGACGGCAACCCCCCCCCGACCUACAACUGGACACGGGUGGACGCGCCGCUGCCCGCGGGUGUCAGGGUCAAGGGGGACACGCUGCUGUUCCAGCGGCCGCUGGCCGUGGCCGACGCCGGCGACUACGUGUGCCGAGUGUCCAACCGCGUGGCCGCCAAGGAGGCGCGGGCCAACGUCAGCAUCCGGGGACGCGCCACAGAGGACACGGUGCGCCGCGUGGACCUGGUGUCGGCCUCGGUGGUCGUGGUCGGGGUCAUCGCCGCCGUCCUGCUCUGCGUCCUCGUCAUCGUCGUGGUGGUCAUGACCCUGUACCACAAACGCAAGACCCAGCGCAUCUCCGAGAAGUACGAGGAGGAGCUGACGCUGACCCGGGAAAAUUCCAUCCGGAGGCUCCACUCCAGCCACAGCAGCGACCCCCGGGCACAGCUGGAGGAGACGCUGCAGCUGCGGACGGAGAGUCGCCAGGGCAGCCUGCGAGGGGACAGCUUGAGAGGGGACAGCCUGCGGGGGGACAGCCUGCGGGGGGACAGCCUGCGUGGCACCAGCAUCUGCUCCGCCAUGAGCGAGGAGCCCGAGGGCCGCAGUUACUCCACGCUCUCCACGGUGCGGGAGAUCGAGACGCAGACCGACGUCCCCGUUGUCCCCGCGGUCCCCGCGGUGCCAGCGCCGCCGGCGCCCGGCGCGAAGGAGCCCAAGGAGGAGGAGGAGGAGGGCGGCGGCGGGGGGGACCCCAUCAAGGCGGCCAUGACGCACUUCGUGCAGGAGAACGGCAUGCUGCAGGCCAAGCCCAGCUCCAACGGCAUCUACAUCAACGGCCGCGGCCACCUGGUGUGACCGGGCCCGGGGGGACCCUGG
This is a messenger RNA of Passer montanus (Eurasian tree sparrow), 1792 nucleotides long. It is a transcript of the gene NECTIN4, whose product is annotated as nectin cell adhesion molecule 4. Gene Ontology annotation, cellular component: adherens junction. The coding region runs from base 152 to 1771 and encodes 539 amino acids. The transcript has 9 exons. Gene Ontology annotation, biological process: homophilic cell-cell adhesion; heterophilic cell-cell adhesion. The record is from RefSeq and is a predicted model, not a curated record. Lineage: Eukaryota; Metazoa; Chordata; Aves; Passeriformes; Passeridae.